CCGUAAUGAGCUGUUGUUGAGGCCAUUGAGGAGCAGGACAACCAGAACUGCACACAGUACUCCAGAAGAGGCCUCACCAACGUCCAAUACAACCUCAAUAUGAAGCCCUAACUUCUAUAAUCAAAGGUCUGUGCAAUGAAGGACACGCAGACGUGAUUGAUUAAAUUCCAGCUACCAGCCAGUGAACAAACUUUCAGUGAUGGGGCUUCAAAUUCACUUAGUCUACGACCCACAGGGCUGGUGUUGUGUCAGCAUCAUCACCUUUGUUUGGCUUUAUAACACACUCUACGUUCCCAAACUUAUCCUCUUCCCUCACUACGAAGAGCAACACAUUCCAGCUGCUGUGAUAGUGCUUUAUUACAUGGUGUCAUUGUGCUGCAUCACCUCAUUAGUGAGAGCAUCCUUUGCUGACCCAGGGCAGUUACCACAAGACCCGGAGGUACCAUAUUCAGAAAGACAACUCUGGGAAACAUGUUCUAAAUGCAACAAGAGGAGACCAAAGCGGUCUCACCAUUGCAGUAGGUGUGGGCAUUGUGUUCGGAAAAUGGAUCACCACUGUCCCUGGAUAAAUAAUUGUGUUGGAGAGGACAAUCACUGGCUCUUCCUACUGCUAUGUUUCUACACAGAAUUCCUAAGUUUUUUGACCCUUCUCUUCAAUUUCUGCCAAUAUUACUACCUUGAACCUCUAACAAAAGUAAAAGAGGAGCUCUUUGUGUUUCGACAUGAGUUGGCCUUGCUGCGGAUAUCUACCUUGAUGGGCAUAGUGAUAUUUGGAGGGAUGUUUGGCCUCUUUUAUGGUCAGCUGUCAAACAUUCUAGUUGAUGUGACAACCAUUGAAAGGAUGUCAAGCAAUCUUGAUGAGACGUUGAAGCCCAGCAAGCCAUGGCAGCAGACCUUCUCAGAAGUGUUUGGCACCCGCUGGAAGAUCCUGUGGUUUAUUCCAUUCAGACAGAGACAACCGCUGCGAGUUCCCUAUCAUCACGCCAAUCAUGUUUAACAGAUGGAAGCUGAAAAGAUAAGACCUCAUGUGUCAAAGUACUUAGCAGCAUUUCCAGUGAUGCAUCUAUCCCCAUGUUCAAUUUGGCAUUCAACAUGUUGCAUCCCAAGUAAUAUUCUGAUCAAAAUUUGUGCCUGUAAGCAAAUCUGUUUCAAAGCCACUUUCAAUGUGGGAUAUAACCUUAUGAAAAUAUUACAGUUAUUUUAAAAACAUUCAUAAACAAUCCAUGAUCAAUGUUAAGAGACAGGGGACCUCCAUUAUCUAAAUGUUCCAACCAAUUUCUGCCUGAUUUGUAGUGAAGGGUUAAUGAAUGAUCAUUUUGAUAAAAACAACUCUUUUUUGUUCGUUUGGAAACUUCUUCAAUUAAGCAUAUACAAAGGGUUGUGAAAGGUGCUAGCAAUAUUGUGAAGUUUAAUUCAUAAAUAUGAAUCAUUUGUGAGUACAUCAAUUACAAUUGUACACUCCGGAGAAAAAUAUCAGUCUAUCACAGGUUAUAAAAAAUGAUGUCAAACUUGGUAAUGUUGCAUGCCAGUAUGAAGAAAAAUGCAUUUCUAGUUGUUUGGUAAUACAAAACUUAAGUGUUGCUGAAAAAUACAUAUUUUCUUGAAGCUUUUCAUCUGGCAGUCAACAUUUGCAUUUCUUUCAAGACUAGAAGCUUUGAUUUAAAAAAAGGGUCUUUUUUCAGCAAAGAUGCAUAGAGCAAUUGUUUGAGAUUUUUCAACGAAUUACACUGUGGAUUUGAAGUACGUUGUUUCAUAAUACUUUCCCUUCCUGAUUAUAUUUUUAAUGAUUUUGUACAUUCAGUUUCUGUAGUUUAUUUGUAUCAAUGUGUAAAUUUUGCAUCAAACUUUGCUGAUGGGCUUAACCAUUUUUUUGUCACUCCUGAGUGUUAUAUGACUUUUUUUUAAACAAAAAAAUUUGUUAAGAAUGCAUGUUGGAGAUACGGAAGUUCUCAGUGAAGGGAAUCAUGGAGUCUCAAAUGUACCAAAUUGUGAGGAAAAACAAAAUGAAUGCAGUUUAUUUAAGUCUAGUAAAGUGACUAGACCUGUGGGAAACAGUUUACAAGGUAGAAAAUCAAAUUGAACAAUUUUCUUGUCAAGUGCCUAUAAUUUAGUGAUUUUUAACAUGACAAUGCAUUUGGCUUGUUCUAAUCAAAUCAGGAACCAAAGAUGUUAUAUAACUGUUCAUACAAGCUUUAAUGAUAAAGUAAAUUAUGAUUUUCUUUUUAAACGACCUGCAGUAAUUUGUUGCAAUGACUUUGUUGUAUCCUGCUUUUCAGACCAUAGACUGUGUGGAUCUCUCCAUUAUAAUCAUGUAUAUUUUAAAAAUCUAUGUGAAUUGCACUAUGUGUGUUUCCUCUCCCUUUCAAAGAUACCUGAGUGCAUAGUGCAUACUGUUUACAUAGUUGUAUGCAUUGCAAUAGUAAAUUCUUAUCCAUCCUACAAUCAGAAAUCUCUUACGUGAAUUCUUAAGAGAUAAUGUCAUGUAAGAUCGUAAUAUACAGGAGCAGAAUUAGGCCAUUUGGCCCACUGAGUCUGCUGUACUGUUCCAACAUGGCUGACAUGUUUCUCAAGCCCAUUCUCCUGCCUGUCCCUGUCCCUCCACCUAUCAUUGUGUCAUCUACAAACUUACAAACAAUGCACUUGUUCCUUUCUUCAGAUCAUUAAUGUAUGACAUGAAUAGUCAUGGUUCCAACACAGACCCCUGCAGAACUUUAUUAGUCACUGGUUGCCUUCCUAUAAAAGACCCCUUUAUCCCAUUCUCUGGUUUCUACCAAUCAUCCAAUCAUCUAUCCAUGCCGGUAACUUGCUCUUAACACCACAGGCCCUGAUCUUACAAAUAUCCUUUUUGCCACCUUGUCAAAGGCCUCUAGAAAUCCAAAUAAAUCACAUCUACUAGCUGUCCUUUGUCUAGUCUGCUUAUUACCUCCUAAAAGAAUUCUAACAGAUUUGUCAGGCAUGACCUCCCUUUAAUAAAGCUAUGCUGACUCGAUCUGAUUUACCAUCCACUUCCAAAUACUCUGUAAUCUCAUCCUUAAUAAUGAAGUGUAAAAUCUUACCAACGACCAUGGUCAGGCUAACAGGUCUAUAAUUUCCUACCUUUUGUCUCUCUCCCUUUUUAAACAGAGGUGUAAGUAAAUGGUAAACCAAUAUAUUGUAAUAUUGACUGCUAAGUUAAUUGUCGACCCGCUGCUGCUUUUGUGCUUAUUGGUGCUUAGUAAUUCAGAGUACAAUGCUUAUUCCCUGCUGCAUAUGUUUUAAAUUGCAGAGUAACUGCUGCUUGAACAUAUUCUUUUAGACCUGUGUUUUUCCUAAUUUUCUUCCUUACUAUCUUAAAGGGGCUAGUUUCAUACUGAGUGUGCAGUUUAUGGGUUUCAGCAACCUUUCCCAAUCUCAUCCAAGCAAAGGUCUCAUUUGGAAACCUAGUUGAUAAAAAUAUUCACUCGGAGAGCAUCACUACUGCCUGAUCUUUCCCUCAUGCAGCACUUUCCAGCAGAGAAUACUGCACUUAAAUGAAGACUGAGAUUGGACGAUUCCCUCCACUUUUUUCAGACCAGUGGCAUGGAUACCUGUUGCAGUUGCCAACGCUUCAUUCAGUGUAGAUCAGACACUUAACGUGUAACCUCCUGGGUUGCUUGAUUCAGUGGAUGUUUGGUUACGCAUUUACUCAGCAGGUGACUUUACAAGACAAGAAGAUAUGGAGCUGGAUGAACACAG
Rhincodon typus (whale shark) is the source of this 3714-nucleotide messenger RNA. It is a transcript of the gene zdhhc21, whose product is annotated as zinc finger DHHC-type palmitoyltransferase 21. Bases 200 to 997 code for a protein of 265 amino acids. Lineage: Eukaryota; Metazoa; Chordata; Chondrichthyes; Orectolobiformes; Rhincodontidae. Gene Ontology annotation, molecular function: protein-cysteine S-palmitoyltransferase activity. The transcript has 9 exons. The record is from RefSeq and is a predicted model, not a curated record. Gene Ontology annotation, biological process: protein targeting to membrane; peptidyl-L-cysteine S-palmitoylation. Gene Ontology annotation, cellular component: Golgi apparatus; endoplasmic reticulum.